AUGGCGGGCGUGGAGGUCCGGCUGCCGGCGGCGCGGGAGCGGCUGGCGCAGGGUCUGCCCCGCGGGGCCGGCGAGGGCGGCAGGGACCUGGUGGCUCCGGGGGACACCAUCACCACCGACCCCGGAUACAUGAGGGGUCAUGGCACAUACAUGGGCAACGAGAAGCUCGUGGCAUCCGUGGCUGGUGUGGUGGACAGGGUGAACAAGCUGGUCUGUGUGAAAGCUCUGAAAACAAGGUAUAACGGCGAAGUUGGCGACAUUGUGGUUGGGCGAAUCACAGAGGUGCAGCAGAAACGAUGGAAAGUUGAAACAAAUUCUCGGCUGGAUUCCGUCUUGCUUCUUUCUUCUAUGAAUCUUCCCGGAGGGGAGCUGAGGCGAAGGUCGGCGGAAGAUGAGCUCGCCAUGAGAGACUACCUGCAAGAGGGAGACCUCAUCAGCGCAGAGGUCCAGGCAGUAUUCUCGGAUGGGGCUGUAUCGCUGCAUACCCGUAGUCUGAAAUACGGGAAGCUUGCCCAGGGAGUGCUCGUCCAGGUUUCCCCGUCCCUUGUGAAGCGGCAGAAGACUCACUUCCAUGACUUGCCAUGCGGGGCCUCCGUCAUCCUUGGCAACAACGGGUUCAUCUGGAUCUACCCGACUCCUGGACAGAAGGACGAAGAGGCUGGGGGCUUCGUCACCAAUCUGGAGCCAGUCCCCUUGCCCGACCGAGAAGUGAUUUCCCGCCUCCGCAACUGCAUCCUGGCUCUGGUCGCACAGAAGCUGAUGCUCUACGACACCAGCAUCGUGUACUGCUACGAGGCAUCCCUCUCCCAUCAGAUCAAGGACCUUCUGAAGGCAGAGGUGAUGGAGGAGGUCGUGCUUCAGACCCGGCAAAGGCUCCUGGAACUAGAAGGGUGAUUGUGGAGUGGGAGGCGAAGAAUGACCCGGUGGACUUCCCACGGCAGUGUAGACGCUCCUCUUGCUCCGCACAGUCCAGCUUCUCCAAAACAUUCCAUGGUCCGGAAAAUCCAUUUUGCGUUCCUCUUGCUUUCAAAGGCUCUCCUGCCUUUCUUUCCCCCGUGGGAUUUCUUAAAUGCUGGCUAACAAUCCCACCCCAGAAAGGAAUGCAGGAAGAAACAUGAAAGCAAAAGGAACUCUUGGUUGCGAUGCUGUAAGAACAGCAGCAGAAACUGAGGUGCGGAGGGACGUUUUCUGCAGGACGGUGACUGCUCUCUGGGAAACGUCAUGCGGGAUGGGAGGCCGACCACUCUAAGAAGCAGCUCUUCUGGACCACUCUGCGGGUGUCUCUGAGUCUCUUCUUAUGUCAUCUGUGUACAUCCCUGCGUUUCAGUGAACAGCCCUCCAAAGCUUGUCUUCACUGUGGGGCCUGGCACAUGCACCAGGCACACACAAAUGCACGCAUGUGUGCAUAAAAGUAGGUCAGGCUGGGAAUCGACACCCUUGCCAUCCACUGCCCCACGGUGUGAUGCCGCUUUGACAGAUGGCAUGGCCUGAAUUUGCCAGUGGUACUGGACUCUGGGAGGGGAGCCUCAGUGUGCGGCAGCCAACGGGUCGGUUGCACUUCAGCCAGCUGAGUUCUUUGGCAUGAGCAGUUGUCAUUGGGAGCACCUUUAUUGCAGCAUUGUUGUAAAAGGGCAGCAAUGUCAGGGAUUUUUUAUUAUCUUGCAUAUAUGUCUGCAAGGCUGUGAACUUCACAUGUGGAGUGUUCUAGUAUUUUUGUU
This is a messenger RNA of Gekko japonicus, 1718 nucleotides long. RefSeq names its product exosome component 2 (gene EXOSC2). The transcript is spliced from 9 exons. Gene Ontology annotation, biological process: TRAMP-dependent tRNA surveillance pathway; U4 snRNA 3'-end processing; nuclear polyadenylation-dependent rRNA catabolic process. Lineage: Eukaryota; Metazoa; Chordata; Lepidosauria; Squamata; Gekkonidae. Gene Ontology annotation, cellular component: cytoplasmic exosome (RNase complex); nuclear exosome (RNase complex). Bases 1 to 894 code for a protein of 297 amino acids. Gene Ontology annotation, molecular function: RNA binding. The record is from RefSeq and is a predicted model, not a curated record.